Molecule: messenger RNA, 960 nt
Organism: Microbotryum saponariae
Lineage: Eukaryota; Fungi; Basidiomycota; Microbotryomycetes; Microbotryales; Microbotryaceae
Source: the annotation of a GenBank genome assembly
AUGGCUACGGCGGCCUUACUCCACUCGUCGUCGCCGCACUCGCACCACCCGCGCUAUCACCAGGCCGCUCCCGCCGGCAUCAUGUCGACCCCAGCGACGGCGACGAUCGCGGAGGACGAGCUGAUGGACCUGUUCGCAUCGGACACCUUCUCGCUCGAGUCGGCGCGUGACCGCGACCUGAUGGCCUUGUCCAAAGUGCUGCAGACCUCUCUGCCCAGCUCGCCGCCACUGGCUCAUGCAAUGGUGCCGACGUCCGUCACCUCUACCGGGCCGGGUGCCAGCUCCGGCUCGAGCUCGCGGCAGUUUGGCGCAAGUGGCGCUCAGGCCCAAUGGAUCACCUCGCACCAAGGAUACGGCAAUGGCUACGGCAGCGGCUACCCACACGAGGCCAGUAGCAACAAUGGAUGGAGACCCGAUGCAUCCACUUCGGCAUCCGCGUACCUGCACCACGGCGCUCCGACCUGCACGCCUUCUUCGUCGUUCAACCCUGCGCAAGCCGGCUUCGGCGCCGUGGGAGCCGGCUCUCACUUCGGCCAAGUCCCUCCGCCCCCGACACCCCAAGGCACACCCAUGUCGUACUAUGCCCAUCUCCCUUCGCCCAACCUGGAUUCGUCGUCACGUAAUCUAUCCGCGUUCCCCAUGAACGGUAUGGCCGUCAACGCGGCGCCUUUGGCCGGGUGUCGAGCACCCGCGGUUUCCCGAGAACGGGCGCCAGCCGACAUCCCGGCGAACGAAUGGUCCAGUCGACUCCGCAGUGCGAGUUCGGCGGGAGGAUACGCGAUACGACCUCCAUCUUACGAAGAUGCGACUUCCGUAACGAGAAUGUCGAGAUCGGGUGCAACGCCGAAUGGAAGGGGAAGGCGAGUCGACGACGACGACGACAACGACGAUGCCAUGAUGGGCGAAAGGGAAUCGGGCGAUGGCUCUUCGACGUCGCAGGGUUGGCCGGCCAGAUUCUAA